AUGGGAUUGAAUGAUGAUUUGGUGAUCAAGGAGACCACUGUGCCUCCGCGUGAAAUCAAAGUUAAAAUUCCAGGAGGUGUCACCGGAACUCUCGCUAUUCCUCAUGCUGCCGAUAUCGAUGGGGACGAGAGAUAUAAAUAUGCCUCUCCAACCAAACGAGUGGCAUUACUUUUGCAUGGCCAGGGAGGUCACCGUGACUACUGCUACCAGAAGGUAGUGGCACAUAGAUUAGCCGCAGAAUUAGGCUUGUAUUCUUUCAGAAUUGAUUUCAGAGGUUGUGGAGAUUCGGACGACUACGAUGAUCCCACCCUUGGAAGAACGCUUGAAUCCGACACCACCGACAUUCAUAAUUCGGUGAUCUACCUUGUUGAUGGAGCCAAGAACACACUUGGCAUUGAUUUCGAGAUUGCAGCUUUAAUCGGCCAUUCUCGUGGCAGCGUGGCCAUGUUUCUUUGGGCCAUGGAACAGGACAGAAUCUUUUCUAUAGAUCCGCAAAGAGCCAUUAUAGUUCCAAACCUUAUCAACAUGUCGGCCAGAUUUGAAUCAAAAACAGUGUAUGACAGAUAUCCCAGUGAGGACAAUAGCUGGGAAUACUUGUUGCAAACCGGUCUUCGUUAUGGUAAAUGGGAAAAGUACAAGAUCCCAAAGAACGAGAUUGAUGAGCUCCUGAAACCUGACUUGACGAAAUUAAGAGACCUUUCGCUUAAAUGGUCAGUGUUGAGUGUUUAUGGAAUGGAAGAUGAUAUUAUUCCAAGGGUUGAUAGUGCUCAUUAUGCGAAUCAUCUCAACCGUGGCUUUUAUUCCCACGAGCUUCAGUUGAUUCCUGGAGCGGACCACAACUUCUACGGAGUUGAACCAUUGGAAGAUGAAGACGACGCCGAUAUCAUCAAUCCCUAUAACCUUCCUUUAAACAAGAACAAAUUGGUCAACUACAACUACUUGGCUGCCGCCUACAUCAUGAGGUAUCUUCAACCAGAACAGGAGCUGAUCAGGUUUCUCUUUUCUUCUAAGCUGAUAAAUGAUGUUUCAAGGUGGAAAACUAUCGACGGGAUUUCAAACUUCAGAGAUAUUGGUGGCUGGCGAGUCACGAGUCCUCGCUAUCCGAUCGAUGGUAUGAGAUCGGCCAUUGUUCGCCCAAAUUUUAUCUAUAGAUGUGCCAACACAAACCUUGUGACUGCCAAAGGAAAAUUAUCUUUGAGAGAUUUGAAAAUUAGAAAGGUAUACGACCUUCGUUCUAAUCAAGAGUGCGCCAAAGAUGGUGUGAUCGAAGAUUUGGAGGAACUAAACAUUGAGAGGGUCUUCAAUCCAGUUUUUGCAAACGAAGAUGCCUCUCCCCAAGCGCUCGCCCUCAAAACAGCCAACUUACUUACUCAUUGGGACACUUAUGUGAACAUGUACGACAACAUGCUUGAGGAAGGAUACGCCUCUUUUCAAAAGAUGUUUAAGCAUAUUCGUGAUCACCCCAGUGACCCAUUUGUUUUCCACUGCACAGCAGGCAAGGACAGGACAGGCGUAUUUUGUAUGUUGGUCUUGAGAUUCGUGGGCGUUGACAAGCACACCAUUGCAAGAGAGUACGACUUGACAAGUCAUGGAUUGAAGCCAGAAUAUCCCAAGAUUGCGAAGGCUUUCCAGGCUGGAUUAGAGAAAUUCAAGACUAAGAUCCUGUUGCACGACUUGGAAAUUAUGGUUGGUCGUGGACGUAAGGGAUGGACUCUUGAAAAGGAUGGUUUGCAAAAUCUUUUAAGCUCACGCUACGAAGCCAUGCUCGCUACGAUUGACUUACUUGAUGAAAAGUAUGGAGGCGUCGUGAAUUACAUGCAAGAAUAUCUCAAGUUCACGGAGUCUGAUUUGCAAAAGAUUUUCUAUAACUUAGUGUUUGACGAAGACAAGUUAGCUUGGAGCAAACAGUGGACUGAAUCCAAAUUUUAG
This is a messenger RNA of Candidozyma duobushaemuli, 1929 nucleotides long. RefSeq lists its product as uncharacterized. NCBI's taxonomy places the organism in Eukaryota, Fungi, Ascomycota, Pichiomycetes, Serinales, Metschnikowiaceae. The record is from RefSeq and is a predicted model, not a curated record. The transcript has a single exon. Gene Ontology annotation, biological process: protein dephosphorylation. Gene Ontology annotation, molecular function: protein tyrosine phosphatase activity. The coding region runs from base 1 to 1929 and encodes 642 amino acids.